Oncorhynchus masou masou (cherry salmon) is the source of this 796-nucleotide messenger RNA. RefSeq names its product bestrophin-3-like. NCBI's taxonomy places the organism in Eukaryota, Metazoa, Chordata, Actinopteri, Salmoniformes, Salmonidae. Gene Ontology annotation, molecular function: chloride channel activity. The record is from RefSeq and is a predicted model, not a curated record. The transcript is spliced from 5 exons. The coding region runs from base 116 to 796 and encodes 226 amino acids.
GUCACCUGAUGAUUGCUCAAUCUUGACUCACGAUUCAGGAAUACACUAUAUUACACCUAAAGCAACAACAACAAGCAAUGUGAUUUAGAUUUGGUACAAAAGUGAUUGAAGGAAGAUGACGGUGACCUACUCCAGUAAAGUCGCCAACGCCACGUUCUUCGGUUUCCAUAGACUUCUACUGCGAUGGAGAGGCAGCAUCUACAAACUGCUUUAUCGGGAGUUCAUAGUCUUUGUACUGUUAUAUACCUUGGUGAGCCUCGUUUACAGACUUGCUCUCUCAGACCCUGAAAAGCGUUUCUUUGAAAAGUUGGCUCUUCACUGUAACAAGUAUGCAGAACAGAUUCCAGUCACGUUUGUGCUUGGUUUCUACGUCACCCUGGUGGUCAACCGUUGGUGGAACCAGUUUGUGAAUCUGCCUUGGCCCGACCGCCUCAUGUUCCUUGUCUCCAGCUGUGUUCACGGCCACGACGAGCAGGGCCGCCUCCUCAGACGCACGCUGAUGCGCUACGUCAACCUCACCUCACUGCUCAUCUUCCGCUCCGUCAGCACCGCCGUCUGUAAGAGAUUCCCCACCAUGGAUCAUGUGGUGGAGGCAGUUACAGUCUUGUCUCAUCGCUGCAACUCCCGUACGGACUUGGGAGGCGAAGGUCGGAGAGCCGUGUGUCCUCCGAAACACAACCCAACCAAGCCGCACUGCUUCUUGACACAAUUCUCAAUUAACCCGGAAGCCAGCCGCACCAAUGUGUCAGAGGAAACGCUGACCAUGUCAGUGUGCACUGUGCCUGGACCACCAUAG